Molecule: messenger RNA, 3378 nt
Organism: Cladocopium goreaui
Lineage: Eukaryota; Dinophyceae; Suessiales; Symbiodiniaceae
Source: the annotation of a GenBank genome assembly
AUGGCCAUUCCACCACAGUUUUUUACACCUUACAAUGCGCAAGCCACAGUGCAUUUGUAUGAAGCCUUUUGGGGCUUGCUGCUGCCAGUGACUGUGCACGGCCGGGUGUCUGACAUUUGGCGGGCAUACUUGACGCAGAAGCUCCUUUGGGACGUGGGUCAACUCGUGACUUUCUUACCACCUUAUGUGGUGCAUGACCGUGUGGCACACGACUACUUGAAAGACUUCCAAAGUGAAACUGACCUGCAGUUGAAGUCUACAGCCUUGGUUCAAUUCUUAUCCCAAUGGUCUAGCAAUGCUCCAACUUUGUUGGAACGCAUUGAACAGCUGUGGGCGGCCUUGUACGCGCGUGGAUUCGUGGAGUUGGGAGAUGUGAGGCUUGCUCAAGCAUGGAUAUUGGACCUCCUGGCUGUGGGCUACGAGUUCCCCAAGCUGAUGUGCAAAAGCUUGAAGAGUGAAGCUGGUGGCAUCAGCAACGGCCGAGACGAGGGGGAGGUGAGGUUCGACGUCGACGAGAGCAAUACGAUCAGUACGCCGAGCUUCGAUGAAGAUGCACUGCGCAGGCGUUUUCCUACAGACUGGACCCAGUGCACCGUCCUGGCGGAUCUUCCAAGCCCACGAUUUUCUGUCGAGGAAACAGUUGAGGCUCGAAAGCACAAGACGGACAACCCGGGCUGUUCACCCUCGGUGUUCUUGACUUUACUGGGCUUAGUGAUUUGUACAGUGACGCUCAUUGUCGGCAUUGUCGUUUUCAAUGUCCAGUGGAGACGUUAUGGUGUGCUCUGGGGCGGCUACUUGGAGUGGAACUGCACCUUGGUUUCCUGCCAUCUCAGAUACAGCUACACGGGCACUUAUCGCGCAAUGGGCUUGCGGAAUUUCAUGGUGAGAUCUGCCAAGAAGUUCGGAAACAAGCGAUUUGCCACGCAAAUGCUUUUGUGGUGGGGUCACUAUAUGGGCGGGCGGUUGCAUUUUACUUUGCAGGUUCGAGCUUCCAAAGUCCUAUCACGAAAUCCGCGGCCGUUGGGCCAUGGAAUGUCGAAUCGCGUCACUGUCCGAGAUGUAUCGACGCGCAAAGUUUUGCUGCACUUAGAGGUUGACCCUGCAGACACUGAAUCCAGGUUGUGGGAUGAAGUUCAAAAUCGGCUUCCUUGGGGCUUGUCACUGAGUAGUUUGAGACUGAAGGAUGAAUUGUUGCCAUCUACGUUCAGGCUUUCAGAGCUUGCGCAGCUCGCAGCGGCCAAGGUGCUGGUGAAAACGAAGCCGCAGCGGCCUUAUCGGUUCGUGAUCAUGUGGAAUGGCCGGACCCCCUUCUUGGUGGAGUUAUGGCUCCGGGGGAAGCAGAAAAGGGUAAGGGUAUUCCCUGACCUGGAGUGGCCUCCAUAUGAAGAAGAUGAAGACGAAGGAGAGGAAAAAAAUGGCGAAGAUGAAUGCCAAGGAGAGGAAGAAAAUGGCGAAGAUGAAUGUCCCCCCUGGAAGAAAAAACGCCUGGACAGUGAUGAAGAACACUUGGACCUGGGGUACAGCAAAACCUGGGCAGAUUUCUCCGCUUUGCCCAUUUUGGAGACCGAAAUUGUGGAUAUUUUCAUUGGGAGGAGCGAACUCGAACACUUUACCUGGCGAAGUAGGGCAUUCGGCCCUCAAUUUUUGGGGAACUCCAUCCUAUUACAGAUGAGAGACUUGGCCAUGUUGAAGAUGACUGGUUGGAACUGGCAAAUGUUGCAUGUGAAAUUCUCGUCUCCUAUGGGAAACAGUCUUGCGCCCUACACCUUUGCAGUGGAUGCGGAUGGUCGCUACUUCCUGUUUAUCGAGAAGGUGAUCUUGGAGACGAUGCCUGCAGAAGCCGAAAACACUGAGCCUGGUCUGUGGCCGUUCCAUCCCUACCACUAUCUCUAUCAUGAGUUCAAGUAUGACAAGUGCAGCUUUCGACUGGAAUAUGGGCCCAACCUGGACUUCACCAAUGGAAAACCCGAAAGCUUCCCACCUUUGUCGAAGCUGCCCUUGUGCACGGGUCCCGCGACGUUCCAGAGUUGGCUCUUUGGUGGGCUCUGUGAAGCCAGUAGCCGCUACACCAAACUGAUUGGUGGUACCAUUUGGGGUGUGAUUUGUCAGGCCUCCCGGAUUGGGUUCGUACUGGUUCUACUGAGCAUUCUGCUGUCCAGUGUGGUGUUCGUCUUCGUGGUAGUGGAACAUCAAGUUUGCCGAAAGGAUUGGAAACCGCGCUGGGCCGUUGCAGCCGUGAAGACGGAAAAAUUCCGACCUGUGGCCAAGGUGGCUGCGGGCUUAUGCCCUAUUUGCACCGCAGCCUGUGUGCUGCAGUAUCGCAUUAGUAUCGCCGGAUUGGAGCAAUCCGGCGGUGUUUGCAAGGUGGCCUUUUCUUUUCUCGCCAAGGAAUCCGUUGAGGUGCAAAUGCCCUGGGGGACCCUUUGGUACUGCGUCAUUGCUGUAGUCCAGCUGGGGCUCACCAUUGGUUUGUUGCGCGGACCUUUGAGGAAACCGGAAGCGCCGUUGGCGAUGGACCUCGUUGACAUUCAAGUGGAGAUGCAGAGUCGACACUUUGAGGAGGAGUCAGUUCAUCCGGUCCAGCCCUACGGAGGUGCCGGGCCAACAACCCAUGUAUCGGCCGCAGCCGAUGGGGCCGAUGGCACCUAUGGCACCUAUGGCAUUUCCAGCCAAGGGCACUGGAAAAGGUGGAAAGGGCUUCAUUCCGCCAAGACCGCCACCGGCGGUUAUGCCUACACCGAGAUGGUGGGGCCCAGGUUACCCAGGUUCCAGGGGUCCAAGUCGAGCCUUCUGAGAGGCUGCGGCUAUGCUGUGGCUCUCUGUGCGUUGAUUGCGGUUGCCGGCGGCUUCCAUAGGCGCCAGACCCGGGCCCUCCGGGCCCGGGCACGGACAGCCCGAAGGGCCAACAUCACGGGUCCCGGCUGGACGGAUGAGCUGGCGCGGAUUUUUGAUCCACGCCCAGAGGGGCCUGGAUGGCAGCCUGAGUUCGGUUACUCAGGUAGACCUCGACUUCGAUUGCUGAUCGACGCUGAGGACAUUUGCCACUCCUAUGCCAAGGCUAAGUACCUCCAGACUGGCAAGUGGACAGGUCCUCUAAGUGAAGGCAUCGAGAAGGUCUUAGACUAUGGUGCUUGGGGUGGUGGCGAACCUGAGGAUCGGGCUCCAGAUGAGCCGGAUAUGACGCCUCCAGAAAUCUUGACCUUUGUGGGAAUGCCGGCAGACAUGAUUGAGGCCGUUAAGCCUGGAGACUUGGUGGAUGGCUACCCAGAGGCCUGGAGAUGGAUGGUUUGUGAUGAGACUCCUCUGCCGAAAAAAUGCUGGCAGAAAAAGGCCAAUCAACGAUGGAUACGAACUUCACAAGUUCAGGCACUGGUUUGA